Phytophthora sojae is the source of this 204-nucleotide messenger RNA. RefSeq lists its product as hypothetical. The transcript has a single exon. The record is from RefSeq and is a predicted model, not a curated record. The coding region runs from base 1 to 204 and encodes 67 amino acids. NCBI's taxonomy places the organism in Eukaryota, Oomycota, Peronosporomycetes, Peronosporales, Peronosporaceae.
AUGGCGUUCCAAGCAAGGUGGCGGGAGCUCACCAAACUCGGCUGGAAAUUCAGCAAGCCUACAGGUCUCUCGGAUGACUUCACGUACGUCAUGCCGGGGAGGACGAAGAAGAACGGCGUGCGCGGUCAGGAUUACUUCGUCGGCGAAGAAGAAUUGAUGAAUCACUUGGACCAGAUUGACCUCGGUGAGUUCGGUACAUUUUAG